AUGAAAUUCGAUCCUCUGUGCUCCCCCGCAGUCGCCUUCGGUUUAUGUUCCGCUUUAUUGGGACAUCCACAGCACGCUACCGGCGGUGGUUUGACGCAAACUCAACGACGGAGACAGCGCUUAGUUGAGACGAAGACACGGGGGCGGAAGAGGAGUGGUGCACCCGCCAGUGGUAUCGUCGAAUCUCGCCCCCCCCCCCCCCCCCUCUCUCUCUGCUUUUACCCCCGUAUUGACAUGUCGCUCGGCGGGGUGGGUCUAGCCCGGCGUCUCAGUCACCCUACAAUGGGCCGUGCGCGAUCGGCUCCACUCGGAGAAUCCUCCCGCAGCCGAAGAUAGGACCGAGACAUCGGACCGAGUCGGUGACGGUGGCCUGUCCGCUGUGGUCCUGCGCUUCUCGGCCCGGUGUCUGGCAGCGUGCCGCGCACGGUGCGCAUUGGCGGCUGGAGUAGAACGAAGACCGAAAAAAAAAAAAAAAAAACAGGCCUCCCCCCACCUUUUAAAAAAAAAUAAAUGUCGAAACUGAGUCUUUGUCAACCGCCGCGGUCGCGAGUCGCUUUCUUCCUCGUUCCGCCGAGCGCGAUGGAGUGAGUGGUGCAGAAAGGGGGCCCGGCGCGCAGUUCGGUCGCGUGUGAUGAUAGGAGACACGAUGACGCUCUUGUCUCUUCUGGGUCGGAUCAUGCGUUAUUUUCUCCUCAGGCCGGAGACGUUGUUCCUGCUUUGCAUAAGUCUGGCGCUGUGGAGCUACUUCUUCCACACGGACGAGGUGAAAACCAUCGUCAAGUCCAGCCGGGACGCCGUGAAGAUGGUGAAGGGGAAAGUGGCGGAGAUGAUGCAGAACGACCGGCUGGGAGGCCUCAGCGUCCUGGACGCGGAGUUCUCCAAAACCUGGGACUUCAAGAACAACAACGUGGCCGUGUACUCCAUACAGGGCAGGCGGGAUCACAUGGAGGACCGCUUCGAGGUGCUCACCGACAUCGCCAACAAGAGCCACCCGUCCAUAUUCGGGAUAUUCGACGGUCACGGCGGAGAGGUACAUGCUGGCCUUUGGGGGCAGGUAGAGGUUAAACAGCCCAGUGACGUCACCGUGCGUUACGGGGGGGGGCCUUUUGAGAAAAAAAAAAAAAAAGCCCCUCCCUCUUACGGCAGCAUCCUCGAGCAGCGCAUCUUGAAUGGGGAUCGCGAGAUUCCGGAAACUCUCUCUGCCACGUCCCCCCACGCAGGAACGACGUGCCUCGUCGCCCUGCUGUCAGACAGAGAACUGAUUGUGGCCAACGUUGGAGACUCUCGCGGCGUGUUGUGUGACAAAGACGGCAACGCCGUCGCACUGUCACACGACCACAAGCCGUACCAGCUGAAGGAGCGCAAGAGGAUCAAGAGGGCAGGAGGUUUCAUCAGUUUUAACGGGUCCUGGAGAGUCCAGGGGAUCCUGGCUAUGUCUCGCUCUCUGGGGGACUACCCACUUAAAAACCUCAACGUAGUCAUCCCCGACCCCGAUAUCAUGACCUUUGACAUGGACAAGCUGCAGCCGGAGUUCAUGAUCCUGGCAUCAGAUGGCCUGUGGGACGCUUUCAGCAACGAGGAGGCCGUUCGGUUCGUCCGCGAGCGUCUGGACGAGCCUCACUUCGGCGCCAAGAGCAUCGUCCUGCAGUCCUUCUACCGCGGCUGCCCCGACAACAUCACCGUCAUGGUGGUGAAGUUCAAAAGUGGAGCUGGGGGGAGCAGUAAGGCGGGGGAGUAGGUCAGGGUAAAGAUUGGGGAGGAUGAAUGACCUUCCACAUAUUUUGAGUGGAGAAGCGGGUGUGAUGUGAGGCGUGACGACUGGAGGAAGUUUAAGUUUGGACACUGAGAACCAAACGCACGUGUGGACACACGCAUAAAGAUAACAAGGCAAUGUUUGACUUUGCGUGUAUGGUGGUUUUGGAUUGACACAAGGGCAUUAACACAAUACACACUUCUCUUAACCAUCUGUUCAAUUAAUGAUAAAUGCAUCAAAUUGUAUAAAACAGUGGAGAUAGACGGCAGUCUCUUUCUCUUUACCAGCACACAUUAGACUGUGAUUGAAUGACUAUAGUUUGCUGCACAUGCAUAUAUAUGGUGAAGCAUCCUCAAAGAAGGCUUCAACUAGUGCCUACCUAAGAAAUACUCUGCAACCAGGAAGCUACUAACAAGCAUUGGCGAUUACCCCUCCCUGCUUGCUGCAUUUUGAUGAUGCUCUUGAUUAAUGUAUGCGUCUGUCACAUGGCCUGGAAAAUGUCGUCAAAUACAAAAAGACAGCGAAAUCUAUACUGUUUUUUUUUUGUUUUUUUUUAACUUGAAGUGAUGCUGCGCCUAAAAUCUAACUCUUCAGGGUCAAAUACUCACCACCUGCAGAACGGAGAGUAGCUCUUAGUUUCAUCCUCCGGCUGCAUUCAGCUUCAAACAGGAUUUUGACCAAUCACAGGUCCCGCUACUUCUCCCUGGGUUUGAUUUGGUUAAACAUUCAUGGUGCUUGCAAAUCUAUUACAAUGAACUGUGUUUACGUUAAAACCGAAAUGGGAAUUGUAAAUGUUUGAGCAGGAGACCUGAGCAAUUAGGAUAGUAAAUGACAUAAAAGCUAUUAUUAGUAAUGUCAUUCCAUUUAGUAAUAAUCAUGUGAGUAAACAGAAUUAGUAAUACACAUUUUUACUUAGCAUUUUUAAGGGACUUUAAUGUAGAUUUGAAAAAUCAAUUUAUACCUGUAACAACUUUCUUAAAUGUAUUAAUUGUUUAUAUUUGGACAAAGACAAAAUGAAUCCAUGUGUGUAAGUGAGGAAGUGUUUGCGGUGGCCAACCGGUAAACUGAAAUAGGAAGUUGAACCAAUGAAGGAGUCGAGGGUAGUUGAUGCCGCUUUCGUCAUUGAAGGCUGUAAAAAUGCAAAACAUUUUACUUCCGCUUUUCACUUGCAGACUGUUAAUGAUUCCCAGAAGAGAGAUUCUUGGUGGAGUAUUACUUCAACGCAUGCAAACAGACACAGAAUUAUUAGGAACGAUGAAUUAUCAGCCAAUGUGAAUUCUGUCCAUCCUCAGAAAUGCAAGAGCGUUACGUCUGUAGAACUGGAUAUAGUACCUCACCAUCACCUAUUGGUUAUUCACUUUUAUGGAACUAAAGUGUUCCACUAAAGUUGUUUUAGACCAUCUGUAUCAGCAUGUUCUUCCGCUUAGUUCAUGAACAAUGUUAACAGGGACACCGGUGCCUGCUUUUGACCUGGGAAGCGCACGAAACGUGAGGGGCAUGCCCCCCCCCCCCCGACUCCCUGCAAUCACACACACGCCUCAGAAAAGGACUAAAAGCGGACACAUUGUGAACUGUGCAAGCGGAAUGCGACUAACUUAUGAUAUGCUCCUGCAGCAAUACAACAGCAACCUGUGAAACUUUUAUUUGAUGUGGUUCCAUGUUGCAAUGCGUUGCACCACAGUUUGUUCAAUGACCUUUGCGUUAAAUUGAAAGACGCCUUUAUUAUUUAGCAGUUUACCGAAUGCCUUAUUUAUUUGUUAAGUGUUUGGGUCUGUCGGUUAAAUUUUUCCAAAUCAGUAUGAUAUCUAAUAUAUUGUUCACUUUAUGUAAAUUACCACUCACUUUUUUUUUUUAAGAGGCAGUUCAUACCUGUUGAACUGAUGCUGUAUGUAAAAAGAAAAUUCAGCGUGAGAAUAAUCUGUAUGUAAACUAUCAGUAAUAAACUAACUCUUUGAUGUUGAA
Gasterosteus aculeatus aculeatus (three-spined stickleback) is the source of this 3715-nucleotide messenger RNA. The record is from RefSeq and is a predicted model, not a curated record. Lineage: Eukaryota; Metazoa; Chordata; Actinopteri; Perciformes; Gasterosteidae.